Molecule: messenger RNA, 2562 nt
Organism: Eimeria necatrix
Lineage: Eukaryota; Apicomplexa; Conoidasida; Eucoccidiorida; Eimeriidae
Exons: 2
Coding region: 1-2562 (853 amino acids)
Biological process (GO): microtubule-based movement
Cellular component (GO): microtubule; kinesin complex
Molecular function (GO): microtubule binding; ATP hydrolysis activity; ATP binding
Source: RefSeq, a predicted model, not a curated record
AUGACUCAGUCGACGCAGGCGCAAACAGGUUCAGAGGAGUCUCCCUUCGCCGGCCCUCUUCCAAAGCAGGCUUCUUCGAGUAAGCCCCCACUAAGACAACCGCCUGCAACCAGCAACAGCAGCCACAACUGCAGCAGCACUGGCUGUGAGGGAAGCAGCGGUGACUGCGGUAGCAGCAGCAGUAGCCGACAUGUAACUCGUCAAGUUCUCGUAGGUGUUCGCUUCCGUCCUGUGGCGGUAUCCCCCAUCUCAUCCCGCCGUGGGGUCUCACCUAGUGCGGUCUCAACUGGAGUACCCCCAGGGGGUUCCGCAGGGGCUCCUCCAGGACCCUCUCCUGGGACAUCCCCAACACUAAAGCACAUAACAAACCCACAGCCUGUCUCUGGCGCCUCUGGAGCCUCUCAAAGUGCCGAAGGAUCGUCUGGAGAGGGCGGCGGGGUGCUCUCCUCCACCUCCUCUCUAGCGAGUCUUUGUGAGGGUGCUCCUGGGAGCCUAUCUUGCAGCGUCAGAAGGCCCCCAUGGGCUAGGCGAGGCCCUACAGAUGCUGACUGGGCCCUCAGGGAAGAGGAAGCCGACGGCUGGGUGCUGGCAGCUCCGUGGGCUCUGGAUUUGGGGCCCCGGCGAGGGCCCCCACAAGACGGGGGCCCUUUGUGUGGGGUAGGGAGGCAAGGGGGGGCCCAAAGAGUAUGGGACGGAUUCAAAGAUGUCUGUUUCGAGGCAGACUGCGUCUUCCCUCCACAGGCAUCCAACGCCGAAGUUUAUGCCCAACUGGUUAAGGGCCUCGUUGCUGCUGCACUGGGCGGCCUCAACGCAGCCGUCCUGGCCUACGGGCAGACGGCGAGCGGCAAAACACACACAAUGUUUGGCGGGGCCCCUCACAGAGGUUCCGCAAGAGGGGGCCCACAGAAGGGGCCCCAGAGGGUCGGCGAGAAGGGGAUUGUAGAGUUAGCACUGAAAGACAUUUUCAGGGAGAGAGACCAGAGAGCAGCAAGUGACCCCUUCUCAGUGUCCCUGUCCAUGCUUGAGGUCUACCAGGAAACUGUCACGGAUUUGCUGCAGGGAGCUGCAGCGGGGAACUCGGGAGGCCCUGCUGCGGGGGGAGCCUGCGACGCAAGGCAAAAGAGGCCCAUUGCACUAUGUGAGAGAGCCGAUGGAACUCUUGACAUGGGCUCUUUGUCCUGCCGUCCCGUGUCUUGCCUGGCAGAGGCGCUUUCUCUGGUGCAGAAGGGAGAGCAGCAGAGGCACGCAGCAGAAACAACAGCAAAUGCGCGCUCAUCUCGUUCCCACGCUGUUCUUCGCAUUGUUUUGUCACCAGCACCAGCAACAACGGCAACGACACCUGCGGCUACAGCAGCAGCAGCAGCAGGGACCGAAGCAGCUGUCAUUGGGGGUUCUAGUGAGGAAGGCACCUCAGCGGACAGCAGCGGCUCGGGCUUUUCGUCCCGAGUCCACCGGCGUGCGUCUGUCUUCAGUUUGGUGGAUUUGGCAGGCUCAGAGGGGGCAGGGGGAGCGCAAGGAAACAGUGCUACUCAAAGAGAAGGUGGCAGCAUCAACCGCAGCCUCCUCGCCCUGUCAAAGGUAGUAAAGGCCCUCACCCAGCAGCAGCAGCAGCAGCAGAAACAGCAGCAGCCCAAGCAGGACGCGGCCCUUAUUACCCCGAGUGGCGAGGCCGAAGGAGUUGUAGGAGGCUCCGGUUCGCUGGCCCCUGGGGCCCCCCGACGGCAAGCGCCCGUGUACUUGGGCUUGCGGGAGUCCAAGCUAACCCGCCUGUUGAGUGACUGCUUAGGGGGCCCCUGCAGGACUUCGGUCAUAUGUCUUUGUGCGCCUGGAGCCACCUUCUACAGGCAGACAGCUGCCACCCUUGCCUUUGCUAGGAGGGCCCGCAAGCUGCCUCCAGCGCCAGAGAUCCCGGGGUCCCAAGGGGCCCAAAAGUCCAAAAAAUUGCGCGUUCGGGCCCCAGAUUCGGACGCUGCGGCCCCACAAGCAGCAGCACCAGCCCCUGGGGCUCCUGCAGGGGCUGGCUCAGGCAACCUUUCUUCAGAUAGCCUUCGGGAUGGAGCUCAAGGAGCCCCCCAAGGGACUUCUUCUGGGGGCCUCCCCAGACCAUUUGUGUACAUACCAACCGGCUGUCUUCAGUGCCGUGCCCUCUACAAGGCGCUCCAGGAAACAAGAGAGGAGUUGGCUUGCCAGGCUGUGCAACUAAGACAGCUGCGGUACGUCAUCAGCAGGGGCCUUCCUGCUGCUGCUGCUGCUGCGUCUGUUCCAGCUAGCAGCAGCGCAAGCAGCAGCAGCAGCGGCAGUGGGAGGGGAGACACAGCAAACAUUGAAAGCACGCCGAGAAGGCAUGCAGUGGGAGACAAGGGCUUGGAGGGAGGACUCCAAGGGGGGCCAAAGGGUCCUACUGUUCAUAGUAAAGAAAAUGAAACACCGACAAGGCAACCUGCCGUAACAAACUACGGCGGGGGUGUUUGUUACAAACCUCCCAACGAAGCCUCUGUGGGGACCCCUGUUGUGUCUCGGGGCCCCUUUGUGGGCCCUCUUUCGCCCGACAAGCCCUCGUAA